AUGUCGGACUUCGAUGGUGAAAUGGAUGUGGACGACCCACCCUCCAAAAAUGCUGCCCAGUUCAGCUCCGAUAAUACCAAUGGAAGAGGCAAAAGAAUAGCCGCGGAUCUUCCCAUCGAAGCAGAGGACGUUCUGCCAUGGUAUUAUUUUCCUCUGGAUCUUAUCAUUUCCACCCCCCAUUUCCAGCGGGAGAAGCAGCUAAUAGUUUUCUCGAAAAGGGUCGAAAAGUACCGCCCAAAUACCCUAGAAGAUGCCGUUCCAAAUGCCCCGAACAUUGAUUGGACUAAUCCCUUGUUUGUCCAGCGAUUGCCUCAUUUGCUCCUCUACGGUCCCCCAGGCACGGGAAAAACGUCGACCAUCCUUGCCCUAGCACGGCGGAUAUAUGGGGUGAAGAAUAUGCGACAGAUGGUCCUGGAGUUAAAUGCCAGCGAUGACAGAGGAAUUGACGUUUUCGUCAUCCACCCCUUUAGAUAUUCACUUAGUAACUCGGAAUCAACCCUUGGAGCGUUCAAAUUAAUCAUCCUUGAUGAAGCCGAUGCGAUGACAGCAACUGCGCAGAUGGCACUCCGCCGCAUCAUGGAAAAAUACACCGCAAACACUCGAUUUUGUAUCAUUGCAAACUAUACACACAAGCUCUCUCCCGCGCUACUGUCGCGAUGCACGCGAUUCCGAUUUAGUCCGCUGAAGGAGGAAGAUAUCCGCGUGCUAGUAGACCAGGUUGUCGAGAAGGAGCGGGUGCGGAUACAGCCGGAAGCAAUCGACAGCCUUGUGCAGUUGAGCAAGGGAGACAUGAGACGAGCAUUGAACGUACUCCAGGCAUGCCACGCAAGCACCCCACAUCCAUCCGAUAUUAAAACGAUUAUCACCACAUUAUUAACAACCAGCGACGUGACAUCAUGUUUGAACACUAUCAAAACAUUGAAAUCGACUAAGGGACUUGCCUUGGCGGAUAUCUUGACCUCAAUAUCGACAGAGCUGCAACGCAUUGAAGUGCCUGCCGCAACACGAAUAGUCUGGAUGGAAGGGCUUGCAGAUAUCGAAUGGCGCCUAGCCGCUGGUGGAGGGGAGAUGGUGCAAACAGAUGUUCGUCAAAAUCCCUGA
Messenger RNA from Histoplasma mississippiense, 1101 nucleotides. RefSeq names its product activator 1 subunit 3. Gene Ontology annotation, biological process: DNA-templated DNA replication; DNA repair. The transcript has 6 exons. Gene Ontology annotation, cellular component: DNA replication factor C complex; nucleus; Rad17 RFC-like complex. The record is from RefSeq and is a predicted model, not a curated record. The coding region runs from base 1 to 1101 and encodes 366 amino acids. Lineage: Eukaryota; Fungi; Ascomycota; Eurotiomycetes; Onygenales; Ajellomycetaceae. Gene Ontology annotation, molecular function: DNA binding; DNA clamp loader activity; ATP hydrolysis activity.